AUAUAAACAAGUCACUUAUUAACAAUUUUGAUUAUUUUUUUCUAAAUUAAGUUAACCAAUUUAUAUCUCAUGUUGCUUGUAUUUUAACUACUCGAAAAAGAUUAAUGCAAACGUAGCAUGAACAAUACAUAAAUAAUUCAGAGACGAAAUCUUGAAAUUUAGAGCAUAACCUUAAUUUCAAUUUCGUGAAAAAUUACGAAAAUUAAAAGAAAGUUUAUAUUGGUAAUAAUGUCAUUAAAAUCAACUCAAAACCAAAUUUGAAAACGUUGUAAAUUCAGCUUUAAGAUGAAGCUUUUCAUCUAUAAAAGACCGGCUUAAAUCGCCUAAAAGAUAUCAUAAAGAUGUCUUUCUAUGUCGAUCUAUGCCAUAAGUGUCAGUUUAAUUAAUAAUACUGAUCUCGUUGGAUUGUCAGCAAACUAACCUAUGUGAAGUCAAAAAGACAGUUGAUCUUGUUGAAGUAUUUAAAAAAUUGUGAAACCACACUCGGUGGGUUUUUUGACGCAACUGCUCAAGAAAUUAUCAGCCAGAACCUAUACUCACUCUUGAUAAUGUCUGAAAUAAUUGUACGAAAAGCUAAACGUGAAGACUGUGAAGCCAUAAGAAUGCUCAUACAGGAAUUGGCAGACUAUGAGAAGAUGCCCGAUGGACCACAAAUUGAUUAUAAGACUUUAGAGAGAGAUGGCUUUGAUGGACAACCAUUAUAUUUUUGUAACGUGGCAACAUGUGACAAGAAAGUCAUUGGGUAUACACUCUCUUAUUACACGUAUUCCACAUGGUGUGGAAAGGCUAUGUAUCUGGAGGACAUCUAUGUGACACCAGACUUUCGAGGGAAGCAUGUUGGCAUCAAGCUCUUGAAAACCGUCGCAAAGGAAGCAAUUGAGAAUGAUUGUCACAAACUGGAUUUUGUGGUUCUCAAUUGGAAUCCAGCACAAGAAUUUUAUAAAAUAUAUGGAGCCAACGAUAUGACAACUAAGGAAAAGUGGCACUGUUAUCGUUUCAAUGAACAAGAAUUGAAGAAAUUAGCAUCCAAUUGUGAAUAAUAAAAGUGUUUUAAUUAAUUAAUAGCAA
Solenopsis invicta (red fire ant) is the source of this 1068-nucleotide messenger RNA. RefSeq names its product thialysine N-epsilon-acetyltransferase. NCBI's taxonomy places the organism in Eukaryota, Metazoa, Arthropoda, Insecta, Hymenoptera, Formicidae. The transcript is spliced from 5 exons. The record is from RefSeq and is a predicted model, not a curated record. Bases 549 to 1040 code for a protein of 163 amino acids. Gene Ontology annotation, molecular function: N-acetyltransferase activity.